AUGGAGCGCGAGUACCAUCGCCCCGAAUUCGAAGGCGGCCUGCGUCCCCGACCGAAACGUGCCGUUACUGACUAUGGCUCGACAACGGUGCAAUGGAUGCGCAAUCGGCGCCCACGGUACAAGAACGUGCCCAGGCCAGAGGUGGAGCGGCCGAGUGCAAGCUACAUUGUCGAUAUGCAGCCUCCUGCAGCGCGCAUCGCCAGUGCUGCCGAAUCCAUACCUGCAAAGGCGGUACAUUCGUCACUCAACAAAGUAAAGCAUCCCAUCAACGUAGUCAAGUGGACGCCAGAGGGUCGACGCCUGCUCACCGGCUCGACUAGCGGCGAGUUCACGCUGUGGAAUGGCAUGGGCUUCAACUUUGAGACCAUCAUGCAGGCUCACGAGGCGGCCAUUCGCGCCGUCGAGUACACCUCUACCGACGACUGGCUGCUGUCUGCAGACCAGACCGGAGUCGUCAAGUAUUGGCAGACCAACUUUAACAAUGUCAAGGAGAUACAGGCGCACACAGAGGCUGUGCGGGGGCUCGCAAUAGCCCCCACUGACUCCAAGUUUGUUACAUGCGCCGACGAUACCACACUGAAGAUCUGGGACUUUGCGUCAAGUACCGAAGAGUCGACGCUGACAGGACAUGGAUGGGAAGUCAAGUCGGUCGACUGGCAUCCGCACAAGGGGCUGCUAGUAUCGGGAUCAAAGGAUCACCAGGUCAAGUUCUGGGAUCCGCGGACAGGCCGCUGUCUGACGACACUUCAUGGACAUAAAAACCCAAUAUCAAAAACCAUGUUCGAGCCUGUCCAAGGAAACAUGCUAGCAACCUGCGCCCGUGAUCACACCGCCCGCAUCUUUGAUAUCCGAAUGAUGCGCGAUGUCUUACUGCUCAAGGGCCACGAGAAAGAUAUCAUUACAAUGGCGUGGCACCCCAUGCACAAGAACCUGUUGUCUACGGGAGGUGUAGAUGGCAGCAUUCAUCAUUACCUCCUCGACGAGCAGAACCCUCCCCCAGGCGUUGCGCCGUCAAUAUCACCCUACGAUGCUGCAGACUCACAAAACGCCCCUUCGCAAACUAUAUAUCCCGCACACAGCCUGCAAUACGCUCACGACUUUACAGUCUGGACCAUGGACUGGCAUCCGCUCGGUCAUAUCCUCGCAUCUGGCUCCAAUGACCGCGUCACUCGUUUUUGGACACGCCCCCGGCCUGGCGAUACAAACUACAUCAACGACCGGUACCACAUUGGGCAAGCCGCAGCAGAAGCCCAGGGUACUUUUGACCGCAGCCAAGGCCGACGACAGAAGAUGGAAGAAGAAGAACAGGAAGCGGAGGAUGAAGCAGAGGGUCUGGUUGACCAGAAACUCCCAUCUAGGAACAUGGCCAGUGCGCCCUUCCUGCCCCCAGGUCUCUCACUUCCAGGACUCUCUGCACCACCAGAUGGCACUUCAAGCGCUCUCCCAGGCAUUGGCGGUGCAAGCCAACAUUCUAUCCAUCCUCCUCCGCCACCACCUCCACCGGCAGGAAUACCCUUCCCGCCCCAACCAAACGCAAGCGGGGCACCUAUUCCUCCUCCCUUCUCAGGCAUGGACCCAUCUCACAUUGCCCAACUCAUUGCCUCUGGCUCUCUGCCGCCCCCUCCGCUCCCCCACGGUCACGGUCCGCCUCCACCUCAUGGCGGAAACGCUGCUGCUCCUCCGUUUCCUCCACCCCCGAAUUUCCCUGGUUUCCCACAGGGAAUGCCGCCGGGUAUGCCGCCUCUUCCCCAUGGCAUGCCUCCCCCUGGUUUCCCUGGCUUUCCGCCUCCACCGCCUCCUGGUGGAUUGGGCAAUGCUGCGCCGCCGCCGGGAUGGCCUGGUCAACUUCCAGUGCAACAGCCGCAACAACAACAACAACAACAGCAGCAGCAGCAGCAGCAGCAAGGAUUUGGGGGUGGAGGUGGGCAAGGUGGUACAGGAGGCAGUGAUGGCCUGGUAAGGAAGAGAGCACCAUUGCCAGAUCAGCAGGAUGCAUUGAAAGCAGAGAUGAGUCAGGGGAGGUAUAGGAAGGCGAGAUAG
Molecule: messenger RNA, 2040 nt
Organism: Bipolaris maydis ATCC 48331
Lineage: Eukaryota; Fungi; Ascomycota; Dothideomycetes; Pleosporales; Pleosporaceae
Product: WD40-repeat-containing domain protein
Cellular component (GO): mRNA cleavage and polyadenylation specificity factor complex
Molecular function (GO): protein binding
Source: RefSeq, a predicted model, not a curated record